Messenger RNA from Cryphonectria parasitica EP155, 1136 nucleotides. RefSeq lists its product as uncharacterized. Bases 4 to 1041 code for a protein of 345 amino acids. The transcript is spliced from 2 exons. NCBI's taxonomy places the organism in Eukaryota, Fungi, Ascomycota, Sordariomycetes, Diaporthales, Cryphonectriaceae. The record is from RefSeq and is a predicted model, not a curated record.
GUCAUGGCCGUAUCUGCUUUCGACUUGCCUCAGGUCUGGCAGAAGCCUGCCGCAGGUGAACUCAUCGAGUCCCUCCAACAACUCCGCGUCGAUCCUCCUAUAUGGAAUCUCAAGGUCUCUCGGGCUGAAGUUCUCAAGCAGCAAGACAUCACAGGGCAGCAUCGAAGGGAAGUUGCGGCUUACUUGUCCACAAUCAUCAAGAGCGAGCUGGCGUGGAUAGAUGAUGAGGAGGACAGGGAGGCUGUCUGGACGGAGGCUAGCAAACGGUUCUCAGAACGCUGCGGACGGAGCGCCAUGGGCGAGAUCACCCGACGGUGGCCCUUCGAGGGAGGCGGGUACGAGGCCUUUGACCUCAUCGUUAGGGAACCUCCUCUGACUGGUGACAACCUCGGACUGAAGACGUGGGGCUCGUCUUAUGUGCUUGCACAAAUGUUACACACCGUCAGCGAGACUUCCUUGUCACAUCUGCUCGGCAACAAGGUCAGCCAGGCUAGGCCAUCAGUCUUGGAGCUUGGGUCGGGGACAGGUCUUCUCGGGCUGGCGGCUGCAGCAAUCUGGAGAACACAUGUCAUCCUUAGCGAUCUCCAGGAAAUCAUGCCCAAUUUGGCUCAUAAUGUCGGUCAGAAUCGUGACAUGAUACAAGAGCGGGGUGGCAGUCUGGAUGCAGGUGCUCUGACCUGGGGUGGAGAUGAAGACGAAGUUGAUCCUGUUCUGUUCGAUGCCAAGAACCAUUUCAAGAUCAUCAUCGUUGCUGACCCGCUCUACGACGAUGAGCACCCCGGUCUCCUGGCUGGUGCUAUUGAUGAGCAGCUUGCUUUUGACGCAGACGCCAGGGUCAUGGUCAUGGUCCCUCAGCGCGAUGCCGUCACAAUUAAGCUUCUCUCGUCCUUCAGAACAGAGAUGGCCUCGAAGUCGACACCGCUCGUCUGCUUAGAGGAGAGCGUUGUUGCGGGUCAAGAUGAUUGGGGUGGUGACGAGGACGAAGAAGCAAGCCACGUCAAAUGUUGGUUAGGUGUGUUUGGAAGAAGCUUGGAACUGUGAUGUACAAACAUCCUACAUUUCUACCAUUGUCAAGCUGUAGAUGUACUUAGUAGUAUGAACCACACUUCUGCAGGUCAACGAAUAUACCAAUUGCC